AUGCCGCUGAUCAACGAAUACUACGACUCUCUCCCGUAUGUCGACACCCAGGUCGACGAGGCCGGGCUGGCAGCGGCGCGUGCAGCCAUCGAUGCCGACAUCAGGAGCGCCGGCGUAGACACGUCGGACCUGCACCCCGCCCUCGUCCCCGCCGCAACGUACACGCCGCGAUUCUCUGAUUUCGUCGAGCGCGAGCAUGCGCGCCUGGACGGGAACCCUGCGUCGAAGCUGUCCGGCAUCGACCUGAAGCGCUACGAGGACCUCGACGCGCCCGAGAACACAACCCCCACCAGCGACGAGGACAGGCCCGAGCUGCUGGAGAAGUGGAACCGCGCGCUGAAGCAGGCCUACACAAGCGCCGAGUACGUGCAAGGGCGGCUGACGCAGCUGGGACUGCUGGAGAAGUUUGGAAAGAACGCCUGGCUGGUCGGCAACGCGCAGCUCGAGGACAUGCUGAAACGCGUCGAGACCGAGCUGGCAGACGUGAGGAAGCAGCACGAGGAGGUCGAGACACGGCGCAGGUCGCAGCAGGAGAGCGUGCACGGCGAGAUCAAGACGCUGGAGGAGACGUGGAAGAAGGGGGUUGGGAGAGUGCUGGAGACCGAGGUGGCCGCCGAGGGACUGAAGCAGCAGAUUCUCGAGCGCCGACGAGCCGGUGCAGUGUGA
Ascochyta rabiei is the source of this 666-nucleotide messenger RNA. RefSeq lists its product as uncharacterized. Gene Ontology annotation, biological process: mRNA processing. The transcript is spliced from 2 exons. The record is from RefSeq and is a predicted model, not a curated record. Gene Ontology annotation, cellular component: Prp19 complex; catalytic step 2 spliceosome; precatalytic spliceosome. The coding region runs from base 1 to 666 and encodes 221 amino acids. NCBI's taxonomy places the organism in Eukaryota, Fungi, Ascomycota, Dothideomycetes, Pleosporales, Didymellaceae.